UAAUGGCGCAGAUCUUCCCGCCAUUUUGAUUUUUGCUUCAGCCAUCACAUCGUUUCUUCAUGUGGAAGACAAGAAAAUGGCGGCAGCAAAAAUAUCUCUCGACAAAGAGGCUUUCUUUAGGCGAAUAAAGAAAGUAUACUCGUCUUGGAAGAACGAGAACGUUAAACAAGAAAAUGGCUCCAACUUCCCCAACAUUGGCUCAAUUAUCAUCGCUGUAGGUCAAGAUGAAGACGUUAUAUACAGUAAAUCUACUGCUAUUCAGCAAUGGCUGUUUGGCUAUGAGUUGGCAGACACCAUCACAGUCCUCUGCCCAUCAUCUAUGCAUUUUUUGGCAAGCAAGAAGAAAAUAGAUUUCUUAAAACCAUUGAAAGAAGCUCAAAAGAAACAUGAAGGAACUCCAGCCAUACAUCUGCACAUGAGAGACAAAACAGACAACGACAAGGCUAAUUUUGCAACCUUGGUAGAGGCUAUAAAAACAGAAGGAGAGGGUAAAGCAGUUGGAUUGUUUACUAAAGACAACUUUCAGGGUCAAUUUAUGGAUGGAUGGAAGGCUGCUUUUGAUAAAGAGUCAUUUGAAAAAAUUGAUGUUAGUAAUGCCAUAGCAUAUGUCAUGGCUGUAAGAGAAGACACAGAGUUAGUAAAUGUUAAGAAAGCAUCACAAGUCUCAUCUGACAUAUUCGGCAAGUUCUUCAAGAAUCAAAUAAUGGAAAUUGUAGAUGAAGAAAAGCGAGUAAAGAAUUCUAAGGUUGCAGACAGUAUUGAGAGUGCCUUGGAAUCCAAAAAGUAUCUACAGCCUGGUAUGGAUUCAGAUCAGGUUGAAAUGUGUUACUCUCCCAUUGUUCAGAGUGGCGGGAAAUUUACCCUUAAAUUCAGUACCAUCAGUAAUGAUGAAAAACUCAACUAUGGAGUGAUAAUCUGUUCUCUUGGUGUGCGAUACAAAUUUUACUGCUCAAACAUCGUUAGAACCAUGAUGGUUGAACCAACUGAGGAACAACAAGAAAUGUACAAUUUCCUACUGGCAGUGCUUGACGUGAUUAUAGAUAAACUUCGAGAUGGUACUAAGUUAUGUGAUGUUUACAAUGCUGCAAUGGAACAUGUUACGAAGAAUAAACCUGAACUGCAAAACAACUUUGUCAAGAAUAUAGGGUUUGCAAUGGGAAUAGAGUUUAGAGAAGGAUCACUACUGAUAUCACCCAAAAACACACACAUCGCCAAAAAAGGCAUGGUGUUCAAUAUUAAUGCUGGGUUCUCUGGACUGGUUAACAAGAAAGCUGAUAAUGAUGUGAAUAAGAACUAUGCCUUGUUUAUUGGUGAUACUGUUCUAGUUAAUGAGAAUUCYCCUGCAACAAUUCUCACUCCAGCAAAAAAGAAAAUCAACAAUAUUGGUAUUUUUCUGAAGGAUGAAGAUGACGAAGAUGAUGAUAAGCAAGAGAAUGGAGAGGGUGAGGAAGAUCUGUUAAUUGCCGGCGAGGGGAAAGGAACAGUUCUUGAGAGCAGAACAAGGACUGAGCUUACGGCAGAAGACAAGAGAAGAGCCCAUCAACAGAAGCUCAAGGAGCAGUUGCAUGAAGAAGCAACGCGGCGUCUUCUUGAGGCUAAAGGAGAAACAGAAAAACCAACAAAAAUAAAACCAUCAAAUGUUGCUUACAAAAACCCCAACUUGUUGCCAAAAGAGAACAAUAUCAGAGACCUGCACUUGUAUGUAGAUAAGAAACAUGAAGCUGUAAUACUGCCAUUGUUUGGUAUCGCAACACCCUUCCACAUUUCAACUAUUAAGAACAUCAGCUCAAGUGACGAGGGAGGCUACACUUAUCUACGUAUCAAUUUGUACUGCCCUGGAAGUUCUGUUGGGCGUCUGGAAGGGAAUCUUUUCUCUCAACCUGAAGCAACGUUCUUAAAAGAAAUGACAUUUCGCAGCUCAAAUACCAAAGCUCCUGGUUCAGCCCACCCCCCAGCGCAGAAUCUAAACAUGGCUUUUAGGCAUAUCAAAGAAGUACAGAAAAAGUUCAAGACCAGAGARGCUGAAGAGAGAGAAAAACAGGGUGUAAUACAGCAAGGUACUUUGAUUCUCAACAAUACCAAAGGCAACCCAAAACUCAAGGAUUUGUACAUACGACCCAGCCUAACACAGAGAAGAACACCUGGAAUCCUUGAAGCACACAACAAUGGUUUCAGGUUUUCAACAUUUCAUGGUGAUAAUGUGGACAUACUUUAUGGCAAUGUUAAGCAUUCUUACUUCCAGCCUUGUGAUGGAGAGAUGAUUAUUCUAAUACACUUUCAUCUCAAGCACCCGAUCAUUAUAGGAAAGAAGAAAUACAGAGAUAUUCAAUUCUAUACAGAGGUUGGAGAGAUAACCACUGAUCUUGGGAAACAUCAACACAUGCAUGACAGAGAUGACUUACAGGCUGAACAGGCAGAGAGAGAAAUGAGGCAGCGUCUAAAAGCUGUCUUCAAGAAUUUCAUCGAUAAAGUUGAAGGUUUAACUCAUGGACAAGUAGAGUUUGAUGUACCGUUCAGAGAACUGGGUUUUUCUGGUGUCCCAUUUCGCAGUACUGUGUUGCUACAGCCAACAACUCAUUGUUUGGUUAAUCUCACAGAACAGCCUGUAUUUAUCAUUACCCUGGAUGAAGUGGAACUUGUUCAUUUUGAACGUGUUCAGUUUCAUUUGAAGAAUUUCGACAUGGUAUUCAUCUUCAAGGAUUACAAGAGGAAAGUAGAACACAUCAAUGCUAUCCCUAUGACGUCACUUGAUUCUGUCAAGGAAUGGUUAAAUUCUUGUGACAUCAAGUACACCGAAGGUAUCCAGAGCUUAAACUGGGUUAAAAUCAUGAAGACAAUCAACGAUAAUACUGAGGAGUUCCUGGAAAAUGGUGGCUGGAGCUUCCUGGACCCUGACAGUGAGAGCGAUGGAGGAGGCAGUGAAGAUGAGGAAGAAAGUGAAUACGCACCAUCAGAAUCUGUGGACGAAGCAUCGGAAGAAGAGAGCUUUUCGUCAGAAACUGAGACAUCAGAAGACGCUUCAGAUUUUGAAGAAGAAUUGGGAAGCGAAGAGGAAAGUGGAAAAGAUUGGUCAGAAUUAGAGGAAGAAGCCUUAGAAGCUGACCGAGAGAAAGUUGGUUACCCAGACAACGCGCCGAAACAAAAGAAGCGAAAGAAAACCUCGCAUAGUAGCCCUGCAAACAAGAAACGAAGGCGUCGCUAAAACAACCAACCAAACAGCGCACAUCUUGUAUAGUACAAUGGUUUUAAGAGCUCCUCUCCUUACUGCAUGUCCCAUCUUGCCUUUGAUCAGACAGCCAUGUCCAUGGUCUUGUAACAGUGUGCCCUACAUUGAGGCGGUACGCGCAUGAGAUAUCUAGACACCCUUAACUUUCAUUACUAGAAAGAUGUCAGUCACUGUACAGAUCUAGAAGAUAUAUGCAUUAACACCAAUAAAUAUGGGACAGUUUCGUCAUUGGCUUUGAGGGAUUCGGUCCUUUGUGCUAUGAGUAUGUUGAGUAGAGAAAAUCGAUUCUAUUAGAAAAGAUUAAGCGGUCGCUAUAGAAACAAGAAUAUUUUCCCACUUUGUCUAUGUUGAACCUCUGAACCUCUCCACAAGCCAUUACCCAUGCUCCACGGACAGUUUACCACAGGGUGACCGUAAGUCUUCCGUAGCAAAGCAAGUACAAUACAUCGGCUCUACUUCGCGUACUCUCUGCUACAAGCCAGUAAAGAUCCACAAGGUAUAGCAAGCUGUACCUCGUCCCCAGGCUUCUCUUCGCUGUUUGGCAUGACGUGAGGUGACUAUAAAGCGUCCGCCAUUUUGGAUUUGGGAGAGCUGACAAGUAGCCUGGGGACGAGAAUAAGCAAACUGUUUCAUUACAUUUACGGAUAAUAAACUUGAUGUCUUUCGGAUAAGGAAAUGCACGGUAUUGUGGUAGUCAAUCUGCGUUUAGUUAUAAACACGUCUUGUGUAAGAAAUUCGAAACAUCCAAAAAUGGCCUGGUGCGCAAGCGUGUCCGACACUAGCAAAACCAACAUGUGCACAUGCGCAGAAAUAAAUACAAAAGUCGAAGGAAACCUGCCCUGUCCUGUUCCACACACAAGCAAUAUAAAACGUUUCAGUCAAGUCUGCCUCUAAGCAGCGCGCCCAUUGAAAACAUUUCCACUGAAUUUUGUUUUGUUAUGAUUUACGAGUCUGAUUAAUUUUGGCGCCACUUCCGCUUACACCUGGAGCGUUCAUGGUCAGUUACGCAUGUACAGUUUGAUCCCAGACAGUAAGGGUACCUUGUAGACACAAUGACGUCACAAGACAAGUCUGCAUUAAGCUUCGCAUACAUACUAAUUAGUAUAUCGAUGGGGACAGUGCUGUUAUGUCUAAUAACGAUUUAAGGCGCGAUAACACGGAGCAAUUUUCUCUGCAACUUGUCUAGUAACGGUGUUGCGACACAAGUUGCAUGGAGCAUUGCAGCGUCUAACCUACAGCGCAGUUUAAAAAAAUGUUGCAAGACAAGUUGCAGCUAUUGUGAAAACGUAGAAUUGGUUUCUACUUUUGGCAACGAUUGCGUCUCCGUUGCACCGUAUAGACAGACACUCAUUGCAACUUCUUUGCGGGACAAAGUGCAGAGACUGAUUGCUCCGYAUAAUCGCGCCUUUAAGCUUGAUACGUGGUCGGUAGAUUGAAUCGCAUUUGACUACUCA
Actinia tenebrosa (Australian red waratah sea anemone) is the source of this 4680-nucleotide messenger RNA. RefSeq names its product FACT complex subunit SPT16. Gene Ontology annotation, biological process: transcription elongation by RNA polymerase II. The record is from RefSeq and is a predicted model, not a curated record. NCBI's taxonomy places the organism in Eukaryota, Metazoa, Cnidaria, Anthozoa, Actiniaria, Actiniidae. Gene Ontology annotation, molecular function: nucleosome binding. Gene Ontology annotation, cellular component: FACT complex.